AUGGCACAAGGUCGCAAGUACGAAAACCUGCCCGAUCUGGACUCUGCGCCAGACAUAUACGAAACGCCCGAGCUGACUGAAGACAACUCUACCAUAGCGGCCACCACAACAGCCCCAUCGCCCCCCUCCUCCGCAGAUGAAGAGUCUGAUCAAGAGCACGCAAGUUUGAGCCAUCGGCACCUACAGACAGAGCAAGCACGGACGCACUUCCAGCCAGCUCGCGUUGACGCACGCGAUGUUGACUUUUCAGACCGCAUCAAUGGCCAGCAACGGUCAUACCGCACCACGUCCCAGCGGCGGCGGGGCGAUGAGUUGGGGGAUCUCAGUGACGAAGAGGAUGAGGAUCUGAUCAGCAAAGUUGACCGACUGCGGGAAGAGGUAGCGCGGGUCAAGAUAGAGUUCGCGAAGGAGGCAGAAAAGCGGAAGGCUCAAGGGACCUCCGCCCCCGAAUUAGCACACCCGUUUCAACAAAUCAUUGAAAUGAGCGAUGAGCUGGAUGAAGUCUAUGUGCAGCAACAACACGGCGGGGUGAAGGGCGCCGAAGCACAAUUGGCAAGAUCUGUCGCCCGAUUAUCUAUCAGUAAGAUCCCAAAGGGCCAGUCGCAGGCACAGAGCGAUACCCCCACUCCUUACAACCCGCCUCAGCGCUUGGAGAUCAGCCAUGCUCUAUCAAAAGCAGCAGAAUUCGAUGCAAGACUCGCGACGCUGGAGGAGUCUCUGGGCAUUGAUGGAACGAACAUGCCCCAACACGCGGAGCGACCGCCUGACGCGAUACUAUACACGCUCAACUCGCUAGAACAAGUCAUGUCGACUCUUUCGGCCGCCUCAACCUCCUCUCUGGAUACCGCUAGCAAGUCCGUGCGUAAGCUUGUGGAGGACGCAGAUCGGCUAGAAGAGCUGCGGAAGUCCACCAGUGGAGACAAUGCUGUCGCGAAAGGCACCGUUGCCACGGAGGGACUCCUCCUCGGUCACCAGGCGGAGGAACAGGUUGCGAAGAUCAAUGCGUUGUAUGGAAUGCUGGACACCAUUGAGACCCUGUCGCCAACUCUACCUCUUGUCCUCGAUCGUCUACGGGAACUGAGGUUGAUACAUACUAGCGCCGGGACUGCAGACGCAAUCUUGAAGGAGAUAGAGGAGCGACAAUCUAACCAAGAAGCCGAGAUCAAGCAAUGGCGGGGGUCACUGGAGGACAUGGAGAAAAAGCUGUUAGCUGGUGAGACCACCAUGACGGACAAUGUGAAGGGAGUAGGCGAUUGGGUGAAGGAUCUGGAGACGCGCAUAGCGAAGCUCUCUUGA
This is a messenger RNA of Mytilinidion resinicola, 1296 nucleotides long. RefSeq lists its product as uncharacterized. Lineage: Eukaryota; Fungi; Ascomycota; Dothideomycetes; Mytilinidiales; Mytilinidiaceae. Gene Ontology annotation, biological process: mitotic spindle organization. Gene Ontology annotation, cellular component: cytoplasm; dynactin complex. The transcript is spliced from 3 exons. The record is from RefSeq and is a predicted model, not a curated record. Bases 1 to 1296 code for a protein of 431 amino acids.